CCAACCUUGUAUGUGUUCAGCUGGUCAUGGAGUUCUGUGGAGCCGGCUCAGUGACGGACUUGAUCAAGAACACCAAAGGCAACUCUCUGAAAGAGGAGUGGACUGCUUACAUCUGCCGAGAGAUUCUCAGGGGUCUGACUCAUCUCCAUCAGCACAAGGUGAUCCACCGAGACAUCAAGGGACAGAACGUCCUUCUGACGGAGAACGCCGAGGUCAAACUAGUGGACUUUGGUGUUUCAGCCCAGUUGGACAGAACAGUAGGAAGGAGGAACACGUUUAUCGGGACGCCAUAUUGGAUGGCACCAGAGGUCAUCGCCUGUGACGAGAACCCUGAGGCCACAUACGACUUCAAGAGUGAUCUAUGGUCGCUGGGAAUCACAGCGAUAGAGAUGGCUGAAGGAGCACCACCGCUGUGUGACAUGCACCCAAUGAGAGCCCUCUUCCUGAUCCCGCGCAACCCCCCACCCAGACUCAAGUCCAAGAAGUGGUCAAAGAAGUUCCAGUCGUUCAUAGAGAGCUGUCUGGUGAAGAGCCACAGCCAGAGACAGAGCACAGAGCAGCUCCUCAAACACCCUUUCAUCAGAGACCUGCCCAACGAGAGGCAGAUCCGCAUCCAGCUGAAGGACCACAUCGACCGCACCAAGAAGAAGAGAGGAGAGAGAGAUGAGACCGAGUAUGAGUACAGUGGCAGUGAAGAGGAGGAUGAAGAAAGAGAAAUGGGUGAACCAAGCUCCAUCAUCAACGUCCCCGGAGAGUCGACCCUGAGGCGGGACUUCCUGCGCCUCCAGGUGGCCAACAAGGAGCGCUCGGAAGCACAGCGGCGGCAGCAGCUGGAGCAACUGCAGAAUGAGGAGCACAAGCGCUUACUGUUGGCUGAGAGACAGAAACGCAUCGAGGAACAGAAGGAGCAGAGGAGAAGGCUGGAGGAGCAGCAGCAGCGAGAGCGUGAGCUGCGGAAACAGCACGAGAGGGAACAGAGGAGGCGCUACGAGGAAAUGGAGCAGCUCCGCAGAGAGGAGGAGAGGAGGCAUGCAGAGAGAGAACAGGAGUAUAUCCGUAGACAGCUGGAAGAGGAACAGAGGCAGUUAGAGAUUCUCCAGCAGCAGCUACUGCAGGAACAGGCAUUACUGAUGGAGUACAAACGUAAGCAGAUAGAGGAGCAGCGGCAGGCGGAGAGGCUCCAGAGGCAGCUCCAGCAGGAGAGAGCCUACCUGGUGUCUCUACAGCAGCAGCAACAGCAGCAGCAGCAGGAGGGAAGGCAAGCAGAGAAGAAACCGCUCUACCACUACAAAGAUAUUAUCAAUCCUAAUGACAAGCCUGCCUGGGCUAAAGAGGUUCUGAAGCAGCAGCAUGUUCAGGGUAACCCGCCCCGCUCCCAACUACGACAUCACCAGUCAUUCAACCAACCGGCUUCAUCCCCUGGCUCAAGAGGAGCUCAGGCCCCUAGGCGAACCCCGUCCCAUGGUGCCCAGCUCCUCCACUCCCAGCUCCCCCAUAUCCGUAUUUCACUAGACGGCGUAGAACCCCUAGAUCCGGGGCUCAAGCAGGAGAUAAGUCAGCAGGUCAGAGAGCUUAGAGCUCAGAAACUCCGUCAGAGGGGCCGCAGCCCGGUGCCUGUCCAGAAACACAGCCAGGCUCCUGGCCAAGGGCCCAGUAAGGGACCUAGUAAGAGUCAUAAAAAGCAUUCUAGUCAAGGGCCAGUCAGCCAGUCUAAUCCAGUAGCCAACCCUUAUCCUCUGGGGCCUAGCAAUCAAAAAGAGAAGCCUAAAGACCGGCAUCUCUCGGCCCCCAGUCAGGCAGCCAUCCAGGGGCUAAUGUCUCCGGGACUUCAACCUGAUCCUCAGUCCCCAGGACAGGUCCAGAGACCCAAGUCAGGAUCUAACCCCGUUUCCAUCCCUGCGCUCAAACCGGUGGAGGAGCGAUCUAAGAUGAACAGACAGAGCUCCCCAGCGCUGCAGCACAAAGUGUCCAACCGCAUCUCCGACCCCUCCCUCCCUCCCCGCUCCGAGUCCUUCAGCAACGUGGGCAUGCAGCCCGCCCGCACCCCUCCCAUCCACCGCUCCAUCGAACCACAGAUGGCUCACCUGGUUCCAGUGAAGACCCACUCCGGCUCCAUGUCCGGCUCUCAGUCUCUGCAGGACCAGACGGGCUCAGCUCUGAGUGAGGGCGUCAGCGCGGGCUCCCCCAGGCCCGAGAUGCCCCGCCAGAACUCAGACCCCACUUCUGACACCCCCGGACCCCCGCUGCGCGUCACAGGCAGGGAGGAACGGGAACGGGACAGAGACAGGGAUCGGGACAGGACCGCCUGGCUGAGAGAGGAGGACAUCCCACCCAAGGUCCCACAGAGGACCAUUUCCAUCUCCCCAGCCUUGGUCAGGAAGAACUCCCCUAAUGGAGGAGCGGUUCUGGGCCCUCGCACAGGAUCUCAACUCAUACGGGCCAGUAACCCAGAUCUGCGGCGCUCAGAGCUCUCUCUGGACGCCAUGCUGCAAAGAACUUCCUCCAACUCGUCAUCCUCCUCCUCCCCUUCGUCUCAGGGAGGCUCAGCCGAGAGGAGAGGUCAAGCCAAGCAGGAAGGAUCCCCUCCAGGAGCCAAUCAGGAGGCAACGCCCAAACAGGAGGAGGGUCGUGAAUCAGCCAGACCCAGCAGACCUGCAAGCUAUAAGAAAGCCAUAGAUGAGGACCUAAGUGCAUUGGCCAAGGAACUCCGAGAAUUGAGGGUCGAGGAGGGCAGCAGACCUCCAGUCAAGGUGACGGACUAUUCGUCCUCUAGUGAAGAUUCAGAGAGCAGCGAUGAGGACGGGGAGACAGUGGGGCAUGAUGGGACUGUUGCUGUUAGCGACAUCCCCCGCAUCAUGCCAGCAGUGCAGAGCAGCGGUGAGUCGUAUGGAGGGCUGACAGAGGACUCUCUGGGAGAUGCCUAUAAUAGCUCCAAGGACAGCACUCUCGUGAUGAGAGAGGUGAUGAAUGCAGAGGAGAGGAGGAGAGGUGGCCACACUGAGAGUAAUGGUUUCGGGAAUCACAGUAACCAUGGUAACCUCCCUGACCUGGUGCAGCAGAGCAACUCUCCCUCGGCCACACCCACCUCAGCCCUGCAGGAACUGGGCGACAUGGCUGAGUUUGGUCUGGGCGGAUCCAAAGCGUCCUUCACCCCAUUUGUUGACCCACGUGUCUAUCAAACCUCCCCAAGUGAAAACGACGACGACGACAACUCCGCGGAAGCCAUGUUUGCUAAUGAGCUGCUGAGGCAGGAGCAGGCCAGACUGAACGAAGCCAGAAAGAUCUCUGUGGUCAACGUCAACCCGACCAACAUCAGACCCCACAGCGACACCCCAGAGAUCCGCAAAUACAAGAAACGCUUCAACUCUGAGAUCCUGUGUGCUGCACUCUGGGGUGUGAACCUGCUGGUGGGGACAGAGAAUGGUCUUAUGCUGCUUGACCGAAGCGGACAGGGAAAAGUCUAUAACCUGAUCACCAGGCGGCGCUUCCUACAGAUGGACGUGCUUGAGGGGCUCAAUGUGCUAGUCACCAUAUCUGGGAAAAAGAAUAAGUUGCGUGUCUACUAUUUGUCCUGGCUGAGGAACAGAAUAUUACACAACGACCCAGAAGUAGAGAAGAAACAGGGUUGGAUUACAGUUGGGGAACUGGAGGGCUGUGUGCAUUAUAAAGUUGUCAAAUAUGAGAGGAUUAAGUUCCUGGUGAUUGCUCUGAAGAACUCUGUGGAAAUCUAUGCCUGGGCUCCCAAACCCUACCACAAGUUCAUGGCCUUUAAGUCAUUCACAGAGUUGCAGCAUCGUCCCCAGCUGGUUGACCUGACGGUAGAGGAAGGUCAGAGGUUAAAGGUCAUCUAUGGCUCCAGCGUUGGCUUCCAUGUCAUCGACGUGGACUCGGGCAACCCUUACGACAUCUAUAUCCCCUCGCAUUGUGCCAAACAGAUGAAGAUCCAGAGCCAGGUGACGCCCCAUGCCAUCGUGGUGCUCCCUAAGACUGAUGGGAUGGAGAUGCUGCUGUGUUACGAGGACGAGGGCGUCUACGUCAACACAUACGGGCGAAUCACCAAGGACGUGGUGCUACAGUGGGGAGAGAUGCCUACCUCUGUUGCCUAUAUCCACUCUAAUCAGAUUAUGGGCUGGGGUGAGAAAGCCAUAGAGAUCCGCUCUGUGGAGACAGGUCAUCUGGAUGGAGUCUUUAUGCAUAAGAGAGCCCAGAGACUCAAAUUCCUUUGUGAGCGGAAUGACAAGGUAUUCUUUGCAUCGGUGCGUUCAGGAGGUAGCAGCCAAGUUUUCUUCAUGACCCUCAACAGAAACUCUAUGAUGAACUGGUGAUGGCUCUUCCCACUGUCCACUCUGCCUCGCUCUCCCAUUGGCCUGCCCGGCGACUGACCUUGGUCUACGGCACAUCUGACAAACAAUCCAGAUUGACCGAGAGACCACAAGUGAACUCUUUUAAUACAGGAGAGACUAAAAACGUGUAGAGAAAAGAAAAGAAAAAAAGCUAUCGUAGAGAAAAAAACAACAAAGACCUGUUCUGAAUGAAGAGACAUUUUACCCUAGAUUAUGUCGGGUCACGAAGAAGCCAUCGUUACUCAACUGACUGGCAAACUGGUGCCACUGACUUUCCAAAUAUUCUCUUCCUCUGUCCCUGUCUGUAACUGUUCUCCCGCUCUGUUUGUCUCCUCUCUCCUAACAGCCCAGUGCAUUCAAGUGUUCAACAGCUGUAGUAAUACACUUUACACCCGUCUCCUUCUGUCGCUCCUCUUCUUCCCUUUGACGUGCCCCCCUCCUUCUUAAUCCUUGACUCCUUCCGUCUUUCCUGGUAGAUCUAGUCAUCACUUUUUCAAUCCUUUGACACCCAUGUUCUCUAUUUUCCUCACUUCCUAUCUGCCGUGUGUGGGCUCAUUCCCGGAGAGCUUACACCGCAGAGGUCGGAGGAAUAGAAGAAUAGGAUUCAAUAUAAAUUCAAAUACAUACUUCUGAAUAUGAGGGCACCUGAGGGAUGACAAAUUUGCUCUGGAUGUCGGCGGUGAAAGCAGACAGCCUGAUUGAUUUUCUUUCUCCUCUGUCACUCCCCUGCUCCUCCACUUCCUCUUCUAAUCUAACCGUCUUUUCGGGUCGCUGAGUAAACUGAACUGUGAUUUAGUGUUCGAUCGCAUUUCGCUGAUAGAGAUGCGGUGAGACAAUCUGCUGUCAUAGUCGGGUUGUCACAGUAUGCAAAGAUGAUGUCUGUGUCGUCCCUUUAAAAUAAAGUCACUAGUUCAUCCUC
Molecule: messenger RNA, 5262 nt
Organism: Perca fluviatilis (European perch)
Lineage: Eukaryota; Metazoa; Chordata; Actinopteri; Perciformes; Percidae
Gene: tnika
Product: TRAF2 and NCK interacting kinase a
Exons: 32
Coding region: 27-4325 (1432 amino acids)
Biological process (GO): protein phosphorylation
Molecular function (GO): protein kinase activity; ATP binding
Source: RefSeq, a predicted model, not a curated record